Messenger RNA from Meloidogyne enterolobii, 253 nucleotides. Lineage: Eukaryota; Metazoa; Nematoda; Chromadorea; Rhabditida; Meloidogynidae. The record is from the annotation of a GenBank genome assembly.
AUGACGGGAGCAGGCCUUUCUGACGACGAUGAAGAUGCUGAGGAAGAAGAUGAAGAUCAGCAAAACCAGUUAAUUGAGGUUGAGGAUAUGGAGGAUGAAGAAGAAAUUGAUGGGGAAGAAGAAGGCGAAUAUUUGAAGGAAAAUGAGAGGAAGAAGAAGACGAACAUGAAGAUGAUUUGGACAAUUUGGGAUUUUAGGGGGAUUGGGCGUUUUGAAGUUUUGAUAUUUUGAAUUUAACAUUUUGAAAUAAAUG